Molecule: messenger RNA, 761 nt
Organism: Drosophila albomicans
Lineage: Eukaryota; Metazoa; Arthropoda; Insecta; Diptera; Drosophilidae
Product: epidermal growth factor-like protein
Exons: 2
Coding region: 31-666 (211 amino acids)
Source: RefSeq, a predicted model, not a curated record
UGUAGCAGAGCGAGGACAGAUUUAUUCGCAAUGCUUGUCCGUCGCGCAAUAUUAAUUCUGGCAUUAAUGCCCAGCCUUUCUUUGGCUGCAUCUUCAAAAAAUUGCCCUAUAGGCUACAGAAAAAUUGGAUUACAAUCAAGCAAAUGUGUUCCCAUCUGCAGGCAAAAAUGUGGUAGUGGCAACUGUAUAAAGCCCAACGUUUGCUCUUGCCUUAGAGGAUACGAGAAUCUUAACAAAUUGUCAUCGAAUCGCUGUGUGCCCAAAUGCAAAGGCGGAUGUCAUAAUGGUCGUUGUGCUGCCCCUAAUAAAUGUUUUUGUGCGCCAAAAUAUAAGCUUAAUGUGACGACUGGUCAUUGUCUUCCCAUUUGCGACAGCGGCUGUCCCAAUGGAUCGUGUAAGAUUCCUGGAGUUUGUACCUGUAAUGAGGGAUUCACAUUAAAUCCCACAACUCAAACUUGUCAUCCGCAGUGCAAGGAUGGGUACAAAUUAGAUUUCACUGACAAUCGAUGUAUUCCGGUUUGCAGUAAACCCUGCGAUAACGGCUUUUGUAGUUCGCCAGAAACUUGUGGCUGCAAUGAGAACUAUCAGAAAGGUCUCGAUAAUAAAUGUGCUCCAAUUUCCAAAGAGGGCUGCUUAAAUGGCAUAUGUACGUCCCCAGGAAAAUAAUAUAAAAAUAUAUAUUUGUAUUUGUGUGCCAUGACUAAUUAGAGCUGAAGAUUUGUCGUAUUAUUAAACAUUUCUAACACAACAUUUAUUUUCAA